Molecule: messenger RNA, 3794 nt
Organism: Mytilus trossulus (common blue mussel)
Lineage: Eukaryota; Metazoa; Mollusca; Bivalvia; Mytilida; Mytilidae
Product: trichohyalin-like
Exons: 23
Coding region: 347-2701 (784 amino acids)
Biological process (GO): muscle contraction
Cellular component (GO): troponin complex
Source: RefSeq, a predicted model, not a curated record
AUAUGUUAAUGGUCUUUUAGACUCUUGAAACCUUGGACUCUUAGCCAAACACUAAGUUUGAGUCACAGCAACUACUUACAGUCCACUUGGAGCUGGAAACAUAACCAGUAGAAUUUAUAGACACCUGAGAACAAGGGCCACACAAUUGAAGGGUGUUGGUAGCUAGUGCAUCUUAAGGAGUGUGGAGUGCAUUUACACAUCUGGAACAGACUGUAGCCUCUCUUUGAAGGUCAACGUUUCUCCUCUUGAAAUUUUUGUAAAAAAAGUUUAGGAUAUAUAGUCAAUCCUGCCUUGCAGGAACAUUUUCGUUUUUAGUGGAUUAUAGUUUUAUCGCAUACAUAUCAUCAUGAGCUCUUUAGAAGAAAGACGUGAGGCCCGUCGUCGUAGGCGUCAACAAGAAGAAGAGCUAGAUGUAAAAAGUUCAGUUACCUCCCCUGAUGAUCCUUUGAACGAGAAGAAACAGAAGGAGCGAGAGGACCGCCUUCAGAGAAUAGCUGCCGGUUUUAGUACAUUAAAUGGAGAAGAUGAGUUAGAACGUCGUCGCAAGGAACGUCGAGAACAAAGAUUAAGAUCUGGUGAGACGGAAACACCCUCAGAAGACACUUCCUCACGCAGAAACCGAAGAAGGCGUGGCACAGAGGACGACAUCGACACAUCAGCCACAGAAGAAGUAACAAGUACACGCUCACGUAGACGACGGGGUGAAGAGGAGGAAACUGACAGUGCACCAGUUUCAGUUCCAGAACCAGAACCAGAACAAGAAUCACAACCACAGGUAAACAACAACGCCGAAGAAGAAGAAAGUCGUCGACGGGAAGAAGAGGAAGAAGCUGAGAGACAACGACAGGCAGCAGAGGAGACAAGACGUAGGCAACAAGAGGAGGAAGAUAGAAGACGACGAGAGGACGAAGAAAGAAGACAGAGGGAAGAGGAGGAACAAAGGAAAAGGGAAGAAGAGAGCAGUGAAGAGACAGACUCUGAAUCAGAUAUGGACGAAAAUGAUAAGAGGUCUCGUGCUCAACAAAAGGACCAUGACGAUCACGAGAGAAAGAUUGAUGAACAGCUAAAAAGGCUUAAAAGUUUAGAAAAUGAAAAUGAUUUGUUACUGGAGGAAGAAGGGUGGAAUGGGACUUCUAAUGGUGUCACUUCUGUUCGUAAGAAGUCUGAUGAACGAGGAAAAAAAUUAUCACCUAAGGAACCAGUUAGGCGUUCACUUACUGAAUAUUCAUUACGAACAGCGGAAGAUGGAAAAUGUGGGAAAUUAAAAUCAUUUUUUGAAGAAAAAGUUGAAGGUCAUGUGAAUGGGGAUCAUAACGAAUUGUCAAGGAGUCUGAAUUUUAGUAAAAAAGUAACGGGACAUACGUCUUUAGAGGACAAAUCCCCAGUGCAUGAAAAAUGGAAGAAAUUUGAAAUAAAACAACAAACAAAAGACUUACAGCAGGAAACUAAAAAAGAUUUGGCUGCUUACCAAGCCAAGGUUAUCUCCCCUGGUGCUUCUAGACUCAAAGAUAUACAAAAGAAAUUUGAAGAUAAAACUAACACAGAAAAUUCUAGGAGUUCCUUAGGAAGACUCAGUGCCAGUGAAAGUCAUUUAAAUGAAAAGCCUAUCUCAGAGAAAGACAGCAAGAAACAUAUCUUAGAUCGCUGGAAUUCAGCUGUAGAAACUAAGAAAACUCCAUCAAAAACUCAAUCAUGGUUAUCUAAGUCUAUGAGUGUUAGUGUUGAGUACGAUCUAAAUAAAAAGGGAGAUAAGAUAGAACGAUUGACAUCUAAAUUUGACCAUAAUAGAAACGAAAAGCCAGAUAAGAUUAUUAAAAGUGCUACAUUACCCAUCCAAACAAAUAAAGAUAUGUCCUUGCUUAAACGCCAGUGGUCAGCAAAUACAGAAGAAUCGGUCAAUUCAAGUGACAUUCCAGAACAAAGAUCUACAAAUAGACAUUCAGUUCCUAAAGUUACGGAUCGAUGGCUUCGUAAAUCACAAUCUUCCGUAGAAACAGUAACUGCACUUCCUGCAGUGCCAGAAUCUAGGACAAGACCGUUGUCUACAUCAUCUGUUGAGAGUAACAAAGAGAAUCAGUCAGAUCCUCAACCUCGGCCAGACAGUUGGCGACGGAGAAGUUCUGCAAAAGCGGAAGAGGAGGAGAGAUUAGAGAGAGAAAGACAAGAGGCAGAGGAAAGAGAACGUGAGGAGGCAGCCAGACAAAUGGAGGAACAACAAAAGAAGAAGAAGGGAAAGAGGAAGGGACUGGGUGGUCUCUCUCCAGAGAAGAAAAAGAUGUUAAAAAAACUUAUUAUGCAAAAAGCUGCAGAAGAUCUUCGUAAUGAGGCUAAAGCUAAAGCAGAAGAAAAGGAACGUUAUAUUAAUGAGCGUGUCGGUCAUUUAAAUCUUGAAGGAAAAGCUGAAGGUGAUUUGGUAAAACUGUGUAAACAAUUACAUCAACAAUUAUCUAAACUAGAGGAAGAAGUGUAUGACUGGGAGGUGAAAAUCAGAAAACAAGAUCAAGAGAUUAUCACAUUAACAUUAAAAGUAAAUGAUUCAAAGGGAAAAUUCGCCAAACCAGUCUUAAAGAAAGUCAACAAAACAGAAAGCAAAUUUAAAAAACUAACUAGUAAAACAUCAAAAGAUAAAGCAGAUUUCCGAGAUAACCUGAAAUCCACAGGACAAAGUAAAUUUGCAAUAGAUGAAGAAGAGAAGAAAUAAUCACCCUUUUAUAAAGAAGAUAUACAGACAACAGAUGAUACAGCAGCAAAUGGAAUUAGAACUUUGACCUCAAUCCCAUCAUCCUUACAGGAAAGGCAACAUCUCAACAGAUCCAAGGUUGUGUUGUAAUGACCUUGAAAAAAUAACAUCCACCAUCAGAGAACCCAUUUGCCAUACAGAACUAUCAUUGAAUAAAAGUGUGCAUUUUUUGUAUCGUAAAAGAUGACAAUUUUACUUGUAACUUUCGUGUCUGUAUCUUCUUUUACUUAUAUUUGUGCAGGUUAAAUGCUGUAUCUUCUUUUACUUAUAUUUGUGCAGGUUAAAUGCUGAUGAAGCUGUAAUUAUAUCUCCAUGUUUUUAUUUUUUACUGAAUGUGAAUAUUUUUGACAGAAUGUUGUGAACAAUAUAGUGAUAUUAUUUAUUGUAGUGUGACGAUAGCCUUUACAUUAUAAAUUUACUGGCAGUUAAAAAGAUAAUUAUAUUGUGUUCAUGUCAGUGUAACGUUUCGGAAUAGACAAUGUAUCUAUAUUAUUAUAAGGUGCUUGACAAUAUAUUGAGAUUUUAUCCAAAUAAUAUUAUAGCCAUAUAAUGUUGUGAUAUUCAAAACUUUAUUUUUACAAAUUAGAAAUAUAGUAUUUACAGUUUAUAUAAAAAAAAAAAUGUAUUGGUAUUUAGUCAUUUAAACACAAAUCUCUUUCAGGGUAUGAUAGAUCUGAAAUAUUACAGGCUUUUUAAAUAAUCUAAAUCAAAUAUUAAGAAAUUUAGAAAAUUUUAAAGAAAUUUUUCUGAUUGUUGAGUUUUGUUUUUGUCUUGUUUUUGUAAAUUUUCUUAUUUUAAUUGUCUGUUAUAUUUACCUCAUGUUUCCAACAAUUCAUUAAGACUAAGAAAAAAGUUCUACUUACCUCCCUUUUUGUCCAUCUCUUGUCUCUGUUGACAGUUGGGAGAACCUUUCAGCAUUAAUUAUUAACCAAUCAGAUGAAUACAUUGAGGUCAGUCAGAACAUAGUUGUUUGUAUUUAGAUAUAGAAUGUUGUUGUGUCAGAGAUAUUUAUUUAGUUGUAAGCCUGAUUAAAUCUGUUAUCAUUUGCAAUAAA